This is a messenger RNA of Bacillus rossius redtenbacheri, 7234 nucleotides long. It is a transcript of the gene pcx, whose product is annotated as pecanex-like protein 1. The record is from RefSeq and is a predicted model, not a curated record. The coding region runs from base 127 to 7005 and encodes 2292 amino acids. NCBI's taxonomy places the organism in Eukaryota, Metazoa, Arthropoda, Insecta, Phasmatodea, Bacillidae. Gene Ontology annotation, biological process: endoplasmic reticulum organization. The transcript has 27 exons. Gene Ontology annotation, cellular component: membrane; endoplasmic reticulum.
AGCGUUUUCAAGAUGGCUGCAAUGGAUGUCAUCGAUUGUAUUGUUUCUUUAACAUUUUCCUUGAAAUUUUUAAAAUUGUAGAUUUUUAGUACGGAACAAUGUUGUUUAAAAUGAAAAUAUAUAAUCAUGGGAUCACAAACGCUUGAAAUAUUGCGGCAAGGAGUGUGGGCUUCCCUCACAGGUGGCUGGUUUUAUGACCCACAUCAAGAUAUAUUUUGUAACACAUUUCAUCUCUACGUUUGGCUUUUCCUGUUAUGUUUUCCUUUUACGGUUUACCUGUAUUUCCCCCCGACCGUGUACGUGUGGGGAGCGUACUGCUUCACCAUCACGGUGCUGUUUGCUGUCCUGAAGCUGGCCAACUUUGGGCUGCACCACAUGUACGACACGUCGGAGUGCAUUCAGGAGGCCGUGGAAGAUGAUCGGCCGGAGAGCGAGAAGCGCAGGAUGCAUCUGCAAGGAAGCUCUGUGAAAAGGGAAGAGGAAGGAAUAGAGCUGCAAGUGCUGGGUGAAAAGCGAGCAAGUGAGACGCCCCCCAUCGGCAGUUCCAGGAACUCUUUUGUGGAGACGAGAGCAGGGACAGAUGCAGACAGCAUCAACUCGUCAGAAUACCCUGCAGAGGAGGCUGUCUUCAAGCCCGGCAGCGGCACAAUAGAUUUGAAAGUAGAUGUGCACCGCAAGAACAGUUCGGAGAGCAGUGAAGACGCCCUCAGGACGGCCACAGACCGGAUCAAGUCUGCGCGCCCGGCUGAAAACGUCGGGGAGGCAGAUUUGAGAAACCUGCAGGCUGCCAGAGACAACCUGCAAGGGAAGCGGCUGAAGGGGCACAUAACUGUGUCCAUCGUCGACCACGACGACUUUGAGCUUUGUGACGUGCCUUCCUGCCAGAAUAAGAAGCAGUGCGCGAGGAAGCUUUCCACGGACUCCCCGGAGGAGCGGAGCCCAGGGCUCAGGCCUGAGAAGCCGUCUGCAUUGACUGGGGGAGCUGGCCCAAGCUCGGUCGUUGGACCUCGUCGGUACUCAAAUGCCUCGGACUCCAGCUACGCUUUCCUGCCGGCCAGUAAUAACGCGCUGUCCAUCAAGCCAACUGGGUCCUUGGAGCUCGGGUGCAUGCUGGAGCCUGGAGACAGAGAAAAAGGACUGAUCUACUGGAAGCAACAGAACCUGCACGCAGUUCGCCGCAUCCGUAGCUCGACGUUGGACAAGUGCUGCCCUCCGUUGUCCCUCUACUACGGCUACGGGGGUAGCGAGAUAGUGUACCCCAUCGCGGAACAGUCGGACGAGCCCUCCGAGCAAGGCCCUUUCUCCCUGCGUCCCAACAACAGCGACGAGGACGAGGAUGACGAGAAUGCUGCGAGUGGCUCCCGGUCGCCACUCCUGCUGCGGCACGAGAGCUUCGACGGGCGAGCAGCGGGCAGCGGCCCUGCGCUGGCGGCGACGGAGGCCGGCAGCGACAGCGGAGAGGCGGAGAGUCUUGCCGGCAGCAGCGACAGCAUCCGUCGCAAGAGGCGCUCCAAGCCCUGUGCCCUUGGCAUCGAAGAGACCUCGGCUGCCGAGAGUGGGGAGGCUGAGGGUUCGGGCGAGGGCCAGCCCCUCUCCUUGUCGUCUGAGGUGCCCAGUCUGUCGGGUUUUGACUGGCUGUUUGAGCAUGUGUACCUUGAGGCGGACACCCAUCCUGCGCGCGGCAAGGACACGGAUUCCGGCAGCUCCAGCACCACGCUCAGCGCGGAGAACCACGAGGCGGUGAAGCUGCUCCCGGACGCCGGCGCCGCUCCUGUGGCCACGCCCCCCGCCUCGGGGACCCCCGACGGCCGGCGCACGCAGGGAGCCAUCCCCAAGUGCAGGACUGCGCAGCAAGCCGCGGGCCUGGAAGACACGGAAGAGAAGCAGUCGAGCCCCGUACCCUCUCCCCCGGUACCCAGGCUGGAUACUACCCGGAGGCGGCACCGCAGGCCAGUGAGGCGGAAAGAACGUCACGUGGACAACUACUCUCUGUCGCCUGGACAGGAGUCGUCUGUGAUCAAGUUCUCGAAGCUGGCGGACCCGGUGAUGGUGUCAUCAUCGGAUGCCCUCUCCGUGAGGCUUCGUAGAAGCAACUGUGUGCAGAACUCUUCCUUGCAGCAGCUCAGGAACAACGGAAACCUCAUCUGUGUGGCAUCCAGCGGCAAUGUGCUGAGCUCGGGAGAGGCCGCUUCUUCCUCGGGCUCCAACACGGAGCUGAGUUCCUUACUGCCCCCGCCUGCCAUGCCCCUCCUGGCCGCGUUCCUGGCCUCGCGUCGCGACACCUCCGUGCCGCAGGGGGGCCCCGAGGGGGGCAUGUCUUCGGAGCUGGCCCGCAGCGGUCGCACCAGGCACAGGCACCUCAAGAGGUCGUCCAGAACGCACAGGUCGCGAGGCGGCAGUGUCUCAUCGAGCAGAGAUGCCAGCCAAGCUGUAUCUGGUUCCUCCGUCUCUCUUGCGGCUUUGGCCUCCGUUAUCAACAUGGGGCCCGGCACACACAUCGCAACGUCCCACGAUGACACCACAGAGGGGGCGGUGCAUUGCUUCCGCGAUGAGCACGGAAAUUGGAUGUCGUACACCUUCGACGAGAAGGGCUCUGGGACUGCGAACUCUGGAGUGAUGCCCCUGGCUGCAGCUGCCGCCAAUGGGAAGCUGCUCAGCACACUGUUGAGACAGGGUCCCGCUGCCCAGGACACUUGGGACCACCCCUGUGCGGACCUGCUCAGUAACUCGUCCAUAUCGCUCAACUCCUCCGAUGCUUCGGCCUGCCCAGCGUCGACCUCGGUGACCACCGUUACUACCGGCAAACCAGCCGCUCCGUCCACCUCGUCCUCGCACUACCUCCCUGGCUGCGUUUACACCUUGGAAGCAGUGAUGCCCCCUUCCUCCCAUCAGCAGCAGAGUCCCCUCUACAUUCUCAAAGAGACUGUUGUCGAGAGGAGCCGGCAGGCGAGGGGGUCUCUACAUCCUCAUGGCGAGAUGAACUCUUCCGGAACAGUCAUCCCAGUCCCGCCCCCGAGCUCUCAAGGAGAGACGGACACCGACAUCACCAUCACUCGCAACCGUACCUUCCGCUUCGUGGACACCCGGGACACGACCAUCGAGAGUGUGUGCCAACCACGUCACUACUACAAGUACCGCAUCAGCCGCUGCAUGCACAUUAAAAUACGCUUUGACAGGCUGGCAUUGCUUGCACUCCUCGAUAGAAACUUGACGCUCUGGGAGACUUUUCUGUCCUUGUUUCUGGCAUUGCUUGUUGCCGUUUUGGGGUCCUUGCUUCUGCAGAUGGGCUUCUUCAGGGACAUAUUGGCAUUUCUGUUUUGUUUUGUGAUGGCUGGCUGCCAGUACUCCUUGCUGAAGAGUGUGCAGCCAGAUGCAGCCUCCCCAACGCACGGUUUCAACCGCGUAGUCGCAUUCAGCCGCCCGGUGUACUUCAUCCUUUGCAGUGUGGUCCUCCUCUCGCUGAACCGUAGCCUGGAUUUGGGCUUGUACCACUCCGAGUUCACACUGUAUGGGAUGUCAAUCUCGAACCAAGAGCUUGUUCAGCUGUCUCACGACACGAUGAUCGUCUUUCUUCUGUUCUUCCCGCUGGUUUUCAGCCUCGGCUUGUUUCCGCAGGUCAACACGUUUCUGAUGUAUGCCCUGGAGCAGGUGGACAUGCACAUGUUUGGGGGAAACGCUGCGUCGAGCCUGCUGGCAGCGGUGUGGGGCGUGACGCGGAGCAUCGCUGCUGUUGCGGUUUUGCAUGGUUUUGCUUACGGCGCACUACUGGAAGCCAAGUCAUCCCAGCACAUACUGUUCUCCAUGUUUUGUGGUAUGGCGGUGGCAUCUUCGUACCAUCUAAGUCGCAGCGCUAGCGACCCAGCUGCGUUCUGGAACAUCUUGAAGACCCAUCUCUGGCCCCCCAUGGACUUGUAUGAGGAUACUGGCGCACAGCCUCACGAGGCAGAGAGAGUCAAUACACCGCCGAGCUCUGCCUAUGACAAGGAAAAAGAACUGGUGGACCUUCUUCCGGUAAAGCUCCAGCAUACGGUGAACGCACGGCUCAAGUCCGAUGUUAUAGCGUGCGUGUUGGUGGCUGUGUUCGUGUUCGGUAUACACUGUAGCACCGUGUUCACUGCCGCACACCCGGACCUGUACCCGGGCCUCUAUGCACUCACCAGCCUUUUGGGUUUCGCGCUGCACUACGUGUUCCCACAGCUGCGCAAGCAACUUCCCUGGCUGUGCCUUGCUCGUCCCGUCCUGCGCUCCCAUGAGCAUGGUCAGUUCGAAGUGCGAGAUGCAGCUAAGGUCAUGUGGUUUGAGAAGAUGUACGUGUACCUGUGCUUCGUGGAGCGCAAUCUGCUGUACCCGGUGAUCUUCGUGGGGGCCCUAACCAAGGACUCUCCGGUGGUGGGCCAAAAGUUUGGUCCCGUGGGGGGCUCCCUGGUCGUCACCAUCUGUGGUCUCAAGUGCCUGCGUAGUUCCUUCUCCGAUACUUCCAACCAGUACCUGGUGCUCGUUUUCACCGUCCUCUUCUUCCGCAUCGACUUCCACCGCGCCAGCGAGACCUUCCUCAUCGACUACUUCUUCAUGAGCAUCAUCUUCUGCAAGGCCUACGAGUUCCUUCUCAAGAUUCAGUUUGUGGUGACCUACAUCGCACCGUGGCAGAUCACAUGGGGGUCUGCAUUCCACGCGUUCGCGCAGCCUUUCUCCGUGCCGCAUUCGGCCAUGCUGUUCCUGCAGGCCAGCAUGUCUGCGCUGCUCUCCACGCCCCUGAACCCGUUCCUCGGAUCGGCCAUCUUCUUCAGCUCGUACGUGCGGCCGGUGAAGUUCUGGGAACGCGACUACAACACUCGCCGGGUUGACCAUUCCAACACACGUCUCUCCUCCCACCUGGAGCGCAACCUGGGGGCCGAUGACAACAACCUCAACUCCAUCUUCUACGAGCACCUCACUCGCUCGCUGCAGCACUCUCUGUGCGGGGACCUGAUGUUUGGGCGGUGGGGACCGGUUUCCCAGGGGGACUGCUUUGUUCUGGCUUCCGACUACUUGAACUGCUUGGUUCACAUCAUCGAGCUGGGAAAUGGCUUGGUGACCUUCCAGAUGCGUGGACUCGAGUUCCGGGGAACGUAUUGCCAGCAGCGAGAGGUGGAGGCCUUUUCGGAAGGGGUGGAGGAGAACGUUGGAUGCUGCUGCUGUGAGCCCGGCCACUUGCCAAACAUGCUGAGCAUGAACGCUGCUUUCAGCCAGCGUUGGCUGGCCUGGGAGGUCACCGCCACCAAGUAUGUGCUUGAGGGCUACAGCAUCUCUGACAACAGUGCCAUCUCUAUGCUGCAGGUCUUUGACUUUCGCAAGGUGCUCAUCACCUAUUACGUAAAGAGCAUCAUCUUCUAUGCGACUCGUUCUCCAAAACUGGAGGAAUGGCUCAACUCACCAACCAUCUUGGAUGCUCUCAAGCCCCUGGACAAAAAUUUUGUUGACCUUGAUCCUGUAUUCAACAUGAACAUUGAUGAGGAUUACGACUUUCGUGCUUCUGGGAUAACGAGGAAUAGUUUCUGCAAUGUUUAUAUGGACUGGAUCCAAUAUUGUGCCAUAAAAAAUGAUAAGCAGGUUGUAGACCGAUCGAAGGACUCCACGCUGGUGUCUCUGUGUUUCGCGCUGAGCCUGCUGGGGCGACGUACCCUCGGUGCAGCAUCUCACAACACCGUCUCCAGUGUAGAGUUCUUUCUGUACGGUUUGCACGCGCUCUUCAAAGGUGACUUUCGUAUUACAUCGGUUCGAGAUGAGUGGAUCUUUUCCGACAUGGAUUUGCUAAAGACGGUUGUAGCUCCAGGAGUGCGUAUGUCCCUCAAACUGCAUCAGGAUCACUUUAUGUCGCCUGAAGAGUAUGAUGACCCAAUUGCCCUCUACGAUGCUAUAUCCUCACACCAGGAGAAGCUAGUCAUUUCGCAUGAAGGUGAUCCAGUGUGGAGGAAUGCUGUCUUGUCAGGGACACCGUCACUUUUGGCUCUGAGGCACGUGCUGGAUGACGGGGCGGACGAGUACAAGAUCAUCAUGCUGAACAAGAGGUUCCUCAGCUUCCGGGUGAUCAAGAUCAACCGCGAGUGCGUGCGGGGACUGUGGGCCGGUCAGCAGCAGGAGCUGGUCUACCUGCGCAACCGCAACCCGGAGCGCGGCAGCAUACAGAACGCCAAGCAGGCGCUGCGUAACAUCAUCAACUCAUCGUGCGACCAGCCUAUCGGCUACCCCAUUUACGUCUCCCCUUUGACAACGUCGUAUGCAGAGACAAAUGAGCAGCUGUGCAGUGUAAUAGGGGGCGCUUUCAGUCUAUCGACCAUAAAGUCUACUGUGAUCCAGCUGUGGAGGAGGAUUCGCCAGCGUUGUGGGGAAGGCUGUUCCAGCGGUGGGUCCAUGCCCCAGGACGAAGGUGGUUUUGGCCACGAAGGCAUGUAUGCCAUGACUUCCUGCACUAUACACUCAGGCUAUGCCCACUCGAGUGGCCAGAACACAUCCGGCAGCCAGUCGAUGGACAGCGGGCAGCUGGGGGGCUCGAUGGGGCGGGGCGGCUCGCUGGGAACCAACCGCGGCAGCAUCGCCUCCAUGGGCAAGCCCUCGUCCUCUGCCUCGUACAUCUGCGGCCGCGAUCUCAUCCAGCGGCGGCUCCACGAGAAGGAGCGCGACAAGGAGAGGGAAGCAGAGACUGUCACUGCCGCAGACGGCGAGCCCGUCCUGCAGAGGGUUCGGAUCCAGGAUCCCAACCAAGUGUACGAUGCCAUCAACCUGGGGCGACGCAUCGACGUGAUUUGGCCAGACGAGCGAAUGCGGACGAGGGGAGGGAGGUCCCACUGGCGGGACUGGCUGCCAGAAAAGGGCAUGGAGGGCCAGGUUGUUCAUCGGUGGGUGCCGUCGCACCGCGACCCCAGCCGGCGGUCGCACGUGGACCGCACCAUCCUGUUGGUCAAGAUAGACGACAAGUACGUGCCGAUAGCGGAGAGCGGGACGCAGGACCUCGGGGCGGAGGUAUAGCUGUUGCUGUGUGGCCCGCCGUAGCCCGGUGGUUCACACGCCCGUCCCAUGUGCUCGCAUGGUCCUGCCAGCAGAUCUCUCUGGUGCCUGGUGCUAAAUACAGGGAUUCCGUGUAGCUUUUUAACAGUCAACACGUGCUGUGUAACUUACGAUGGUCGUGCGAUUUUUCUGGAACUGUACAAUGUGAGGCAUUGCAAAAUGUAAAUAAUAAAUCAGUAUAUGUUUUGCA